AAAAAGAAAAAGAACACCUGCCCAUACUUUUCAUCCAAAAGAAAGAAAAGAGAAAGAACACUUGGCCAUACUAGCUUUUUCCUUCCAUAUACAUAACAUUCCACAAUCAUUUUCUUACUUAUGAACAAUUACUUUCACAUUCUUUUCUUUCUUAUAAAAAAAAAAACAAUUUCAAUUUUCUUUUUAUAUUAGUAUACUGCUCAGCUCACGAAUCUCAUCCCACCACUAUUUUCCUCUCUCUCAUCAUUUGAUUGUGAAACUUUCUUCAUCAAACUACGAUUUCCUUCCAUAGUGCUGAUCAGUGUGGACCCUUUUUCUCACAAUCGUGGGUAUAAUUAUAUAAUUUCCGAAACAAACUGAAAAAGAAAAGGUACAGCAGAAGCUUAUAUAUAAUUUAAGGCUAUAAGCCAAAUUGAACACCACAGAAAACACACCCAAAGUCAAACGCUCAUUCUUCUGUUCUAGUCUGUUCUUACCCAAAAUGGCACAAAAAUUUAGCUUCCCAAGUUUCACUGCCACAGUAGCAUUGCUUCUAAUUUUCUUCUCAGAAAUGGGAAUAAGCAGUGUAAUGAGUGAUCCAGCCAAAGAUAGAGAGGACUGUAUGGAUCAGUUGACUGGGCUGGCCACUUGUUUGUCUUACGUUAGUGGGCAAGCCAAGUCCCCAACUCCUGACUGCUGCAGUGGUCUAAAACAGGUUCUGAAGAUCAAGAAGAAGUGCUUGUGUGUCAUCAUUAGAGAUCGUAAUGACCCAAACUUGGGCCUUGAGAUCAAUGUUACACUUGCUUUGACUUUGCCAUCAGUUUGUAAUGCCCCUGCUAAUGUCUCCAAAUGCCCCGAGCUUCUGAACAUGGAUCCUCAUUCAUCUGAAGCUCAAGUGUUCUAUCAGUUGGAAGGCAAGAACUCUACUAAAACUGCCAAUGGUCCUGCUCCAAGUCCUACUGCUGGUGGUUCCAUAAACGAGCAAGGCAAAGGAUUACAUUCAAGCACUGGUCAAGAGAAGUGUGCAUGGAAAGCCAUUUUUGGAGGGGUUGUGGUAAUGGCCUUGCAUUGGAUCAUGUAGGCAGUCGAUCGAAAUUUACUGUUACAUUACAAUCUUUAUCAUCCCUUGUUGUGAUAAGUGAUGAAUUUUACUUUAUUACUUACUUUGUUUCUAGAAAAUAUGUUUUACACUUUAAACGAGAAUCAAAACGGGGUUUUGUUGGAAAAAUGGAUGAUAUAUGGAUUGAUACAAAGAUAUAAUAAUUUAAACUCUCAUUCUUCACAAAA
Messenger RNA from Cannabis sativa, 1266 nucleotides. RefSeq names its product non-specific lipid transfer protein GPI-anchored 14. The coding region runs from base 482 to 1060 and encodes 192 amino acids. Lineage: Eukaryota; Viridiplantae; Streptophyta; Magnoliopsida; Rosales; Cannabaceae. The record is from RefSeq and is a predicted model, not a curated record. Gene Ontology annotation, molecular function: lipid binding. The transcript has 3 exons. Gene Ontology annotation, biological process: lipid transport.